This is a messenger RNA of Sapajus apella (tufted capuchin), 3698 nucleotides long. RefSeq lists its product as uncharacterized. The transcript has 2 exons. The annotation marks the transcript as partial. The record is from RefSeq and is a predicted model, not a curated record. Lineage: Eukaryota; Metazoa; Chordata; Mammalia; Primates; Cebidae.
CUAACCAGGCUGUGCUCUAGCUCAGCUCACUCUAGCACCUCAGAGCAUAGCCUGGUUGGUAGUCACACUAACAAGGACCUCAAUUACCCCAAUUACACAUCUCAAAAGAGCCAGUGUGUUAUAUCCAAAACCUUAUAUUUACAUUACUUCUUCUUGUUUUCCCAUCUCCAGGUCUGUUUCAGCAUGGGACACAUUACUUUAGCCAAAAAAUUGGCUAGGAAAGCCCUUCUACUGCUGAAAAGGAAUUUCCCUCAGACCUGGUUUGGUGUCCUUUUCCAGAUAUUCCUGGAAAAGUAUUGGCAUUCCUGUUCCCCAAGCCAACCUCCAAAUAAUCCUAGUGAGAGGUUGUCUCUACCUAUGUGGACGUCUCUCAGUUCUCCCAGACCAUGGGCAACAAGGAGAAGUGGCUGCACUAUGAGCAAAUGGCCCUUCAAAAAAGCAGUUUAUGUUGGUUCUCCAGGGAGGGAUUGUUGGCCACAGCUCAGCUCAUGCAGGCCCUUGCUUACACCAAGCUCUGCCUUGGCCACCUUGACUUCUCCAUCAAGUUGGCUAAUGGGACUUAGAGCUGAUGAGUCUAGGGCUUUUAAAGAGUACAUGUUCACAGCUAGACCUCACACAGUGCUCUUGAACCUCCUCAGGUUUUCAAGCUCGUGAGAUAUGCAGAUACCUCAAGAAACCAGCUCUGGAGAAUCUGGUCCUCUCAGUUCUCUUCAGAUCUGCAUUUCUGAAGAAGAAGUAUUAAGGUCAUUUUCUGUCAUUUGUAUUUGUUUUCUAAGAGGGGUGUGUAUAUUUUCCCAGAGAAGUUUGGAAUGGAGAGGGAGAUGCUGUUCUAUUUCCACACCUGGGGAUAUCUUUCCCUUGGCCACUGCAGAAGCAAUAUCUUAAGUGUGGAACAGUCAGGAGUGGAAAUGCAGUCAGAGCUGCUAUAUAUUCCUCAGUACUUGGGGCUCAUGGACAACUUUUCUUCAAAAAAAAUUCUGCAGGGAGAUAGAAAACUGCAGCAGCUCAAGACCCUGGAAAUUGCCUCCGAGGCAAAUUCCCACCUCCUUUGCCUAAAGAUGGGUCUGAUCCCAGACACAGAUGUUCUCUAUAUAAAUAGAGCUGUGAAGAGGAGAUCUAGGAGAUGUUAGGCUGCUUUUAGGGUGUAAGACCCCUUCCUUUCCUACCCAUCCUCCUUACUCCCUAGCUGGUCCCAGUGGCUCUGUCUCUUGGCAGAUUUGGUCUGUGUGUCCAUGUGCUGGAGAGUCAGUGGGCACUCAUUUCCCAGGGUUAUGAUGUCCUUGGCCUGGCCUGCUUUCAUUCUGCUUGCUUAGAUCUGCUGCUCUACGGAAAAGGUAAAUCUUGCACAGGUCUCUGCUGUACUCCUGAGGGAUUCAGACCUCACAUAGGGCUCUAGGUUUGGAAUACAGGCAGUCAUGAACCUGUCCCUCAGGCAUGGCCUCUGCCUCUGACCUCUGGCUCCUUAAAGUCUGGGAACCAUGCUGUGAUUCAGGGGUGUCUGCCUUUGGGGUCUUGUUUCCUUUCCUGUAUCACACACCUUCUGUACCCUAGUUCCUACACUGACAAUAUAUGCUAGCCUGGUUACCUUCUGUGUUCACAGGAUUGCUAUGUCGGCCCUUUAGUGAGUGUCUGCAUUUUGUUCAAAUCUAUGAGCACAGCUGUGUUCUAAUCUCUCAGAGCAACAUCAUGCUGGGAGUCCACUCCUCCCUGGCCAUGUGGUAAUGUCUUACUCAAGUGCUGUGGGAAAGGAUAGGCAUUUAAGUCAUUUAAGCUAUCUCUCCCCACCAGGCAGGACUGUUGAAUAUCUCUAACCAACUUUUAAAGCCCAUAUACCUCCCAUCCCCUCCUAUCUUAUUAGAAGGGCUCUUGUCCUUUAACAGGUUUUGGCCUAUAGGUCAAGGGUUAAGUUUAGGUUUACAUUUAAGUGCUAGAGUAACCCAUAGCAAGGCUGAAUAUAACUGGUCUCCUUUUAAGUUUCUUUGUAUGUGAGUUAAUAGCCUUGGUCACUUCCUUGUAUGUGAGUUAAUAGCCUUGGUCACUUUCUAACAUCACUGCACUUCUGACUGUCCAGGAGGUCUUAGAGCCUUAAAGAAGUGACAAUUUUAAGCAAAAGCCGUGGUUGGUAAGCAGUGGAUAUUGCUGAGAGCUGUUACUCUUUUCCUCCAGGUUUGCCCAGGAGUCACGAUGGGACCUCUUUGAGCACUAUUUUUCUAAGUCUUGCCAGUUGGUGAAAAGAACCAAUGCCUCACUAUUUGGUGCUCAUAGCUUUGUCCGAUUCCUAGAGUGCCAUGUGUUAAUGUUACAGAAAAUGCCAGAGGGUAUCUUCAUGCAUAUUCCCCUAGAGCUUCGCAGCCAAACGCUCGAGGUACCUGUUUCUCAGCUGCCCUUCAACUCACACCUAACUCCCUUAGUUCUACCCUAUGAUGCUCUUUCUGCCACCGGAAUCUCUUCCUUACUUUCCCUUUUACUGGCUCUGACUCCCUUUACUCUGAAUCCUUUGUUUCUCCACAUAGAAAGUUUCCACCUACCUUAUGUAUCCUUCCAGAUAUUAUUGCAUCUAGGUCUGGACUGGGUUUCUUAACUUUCCACCUUUGCCAGCUACUACUCAGUAUCAUUAAAAUAUUAACAUUUAGCCCUGCUCAGUGAACCUAUACUCUAUGGUUCAGUCUAUAAUUUGACACAUCUACCUACAGCCCUUCUGAGUCUAGAACACAUUCCAGUUCCUCUGUAACCCCAAAUCAGUUUUCCAGGCCCACUUUGCCAUCAGUAACUCCUCCCUGUUCCCCUAGUCAUGAGUGAAUACGUUGAAUGAGGACCUUGUAAGUUCUGAUGAAGUGGCAUGUUAGGAGAAUGAAGCACUAAUCCCAGAGCUAAUGUACCUUCUUUUCCUUUCAGCACUUUAAAGAGUUCUUCUCUCGAUGUGUGACCUGCCCUGUCUACCACCAGUGAGUAUCUGAGCUUAAGGCCUCUGCAAUGAGAUGUGAAAAGAGAGAAUUCAUGUCCCUGACUAAGAGCGUCAGGCCUUUUGAUACCUGCUUCACCAGGAUUUGGAUAAAAGGAGACUUUCUGGAGGAAGAUAACUCUUAGAAAUUUAGGAAUACAGAGUAAGCAUUUCUUCCUGGAACCCUUGUGUGAGAGACAUAGAGACUGUCUUAGAUUCUUACUCACAAGCAGUCAAAGGCUGCACCUCCGAAGUAAAAAGGGACACACAGAUAUAAGGAGUUAGUCCUUGCUCUAGAGGUAAGUAUAGUCCUCUUCCUAGUGCUAGACCCUGCCUGGACAAACAGGAAUACCUCACUAUUAUUAAACAGCAAUGUCUUCAGCUUCUCUCAGCACUUUGUUUCAGCAUUGGUAACCCUUAGGCAUAGAAAGUUCUUUGCUCUUAGGCAAAGCAAUUGGGUUGUUUCCUUGAAGUAACUGGAUGGUCACUAAGGAGAGAAAAAGGUCUUAGAAGUCACAAUAUAAUGUCUAUGAAGGUGAAUGGUAAGAUUAGGCAAGAAAAGGACAGGAAAGAAUGUAUUUCCUUUACUCAUAGCCCUGCAAAUCUCCUUUCCCAGGGCUGCUAAUUAAAUUUGUCAUUGCUGAGGGCAUUCUUUGUAUUUGUGACGUUCUUUAUGUUCCUUCUUUCAGGAUUUGACAGAGUGGAUGAUGUCAAGGAGAGAAGGAUGCAAAAGAAACUCAAGAUGUAUGUGUUAAAA